CAAGUGCGAUUGUUUCCAGUUACAUGCAUCAACAAAUUUUUUUGGACUUCUUAGUCAUAAAAUUUAGAAGCAUAAUUAAUUGUCAUAAAAUUUGUUUUUUAACUUCUUGGUGGCUAUCAUGUUUGCAUUUUCCGUCAGACGUUUUGGCGUGACUGCGUUAGCAUCACAUCCACAACAGUUGCGGAGACAAAUAACUGACAACGCCGAAGGACACCGCAGCGCCGCCUCUGUGGUGGUGCGCACAGCCGCCCCAAUCCGCCUUUGUCUUUCCCGUUCUCUCUCCCAACCAACCCUAUCUUUCUCUCGCCCGCCGCCACCGCUUCUGCAAUGAAGUGAAACCCUAGUAGGUCUCCUUCCUUCCUUCCAUGGCUUGUUUUGGCGACGAGGUCCUCCGCUUCUCCCUCUCCGACAUGCUUUCCGGGUGUGAACUUCUCGAAGAACAGGACAUUCCUGACUCCAAGCUGAUGGAGUACAGGCUAGAGAGGGUUUUCCCAGUUUAUGCCAUGGGGCUCACCAAGCCCGACCCGGCUGCGCUCGUGCCUGCACUCCGUACGGGCUCCGCCGUAGAUGAUCCCAUUUGGGACGCCGUGAGGGAAGAGGCCAAGUUGGAGGCAGAGAAUGAGCCAAUUUUAAGCAGCUUCUUGUAUUCCAGUAUUCUGUCGCAUGAUUGUUUGGAAGGAGCAUUGGCCUUUGUCCUUGCCAAUAGACUUAAAAGUCCUACGCUCCUGGCAACACAACUAAUGGAUAUAUUUUGUGAUGUUAUCAUGGCUAAUCAAGGUAUUAAAUGUGCCAUUCGCCUUGAUGUGCAGGCAUUUAAAGACAGGGAUCCUGCUUGUUUGUCGUAUUGCUCGGCUCUCUUGUACCUUAAGGGUUAUCAUGCUCUGCAAACACAUCGUGUAGCAAAUACUUUGUGGAACCAGGGGCGCAAAGUUUUGGCACUAGCACUACAAAGUCGAGUUAGUGAGGUUUUUGGAGUUGAUAUACAUCCAGCUGCAAAAAUCGGAGAAGGGAUACUGUUGGAUCAUGCCACCGGUGUAGUCAUUGGUGAAACUGCAAUCAUAGGGAAUAGAGUUUCACUGAUGCAGGGUGUAACCCUGGGAGGAACGGGUAAAGAAAUUGGUGAUCGUCAUCCAAAAGUUGGUGAAGGUGCGCUGAUUGGAGCUAGUGCAACUAUACUGGGGAAUAUAAGAAUAGGUGAAGGUGCAAUGAUAGCUGCUGGUUCACUUGUAUUAAAGGAUGUCCCUCCUCACAGCAUGGUGGCAGGAAUACCAGCGAAGGUGAUUGGUUAUGUAGAUGAGCAAAUUCCAUCUCUAACAAUGAAACAUGAUGCCAGCAAAGACUUCUUUGAACAUGUAGCUGUUGGACAUGUAGGGGGGAAACCUCCAGGAGAAUCGGUGCCACAAUGAAAUGAUGAAGGUGCUUUGGCAAUCUGAGACCCAAAUCUCCGAUGCAAUGCUUUUGAUUUGCAAAAACAAAAUUAGGAAGCAUGUUAGAACGCAAUUCAUAUGUAGACUUGGUAGGUUAUUAAUAAUCAUUUAUUUCCACUGUAACAUCAUUGUUGUAACAUUAACAUACAUAUAUUGGUUGCGCAUUAAUUGCUCAUGCCCCCCUGUGGUUAUAUUUUU
This is a messenger RNA of Diospyros lotus (date-plum), 1625 nucleotides long. RefSeq names its product serine acetyltransferase 2-like. Gene Ontology annotation, molecular function: L-serine O-acetyltransferase activity. The record is from RefSeq and is a predicted model, not a curated record. The transcript is spliced from 10 exons. Gene Ontology annotation, cellular component: cytoplasm; cytosol. Bases 366 to 1406 code for a protein of 346 amino acids. NCBI's taxonomy places the organism in Eukaryota, Viridiplantae, Streptophyta, Magnoliopsida, Ericales, Ebenaceae.